UUAUAUAUAUAUGCAACAUUUAAACAUAUAAAGAGUAAUGAAUAAUCUAAAAGUUAUUCUACAUAUAAAGAUAAUGAAUAAUCUGAAAGUUAUUCAUUACAAGUAUAAUUAAAAGUUACACCCCCACACAAUUUGUCAAAAUUAAGAUGAAAUGACAAAUGAAUGGCUUGAAUGAAACUAACAGACAAAAACAAAAGUCAAUAUCCAACAGGAUUAAUCGUAAACAAUGGACAUAUUUGGUACAUAACUACAUUAGUUCUGAAAUAAAAAGCGGGACCAACUAACCCAUCAAACUAACUGCUUCAAAGUCCAAACCCCCUUCCACUUGUAGUUUUACAUCUAACCCUUUCACUUAGAAAAUACAGAGUACUAUCCCGCGUUUAUGUACCCUGUAUCUAUAUGACAGACAUACAUAACGCAUAAACGUAUAAUACACCCGAGUAUAUAAUAGACUAUUCGACACCAUACACCUUUUAUAACUUUUAUAAGGUUCCUUUCUUUUUGUUUUAACUACUUCCAAGAAGAGGAAAAGUAAACUCUCAACUGCAACUUAAAAAAAAGGGAGAAAAAUGGCAAGACAUAGAUGUUACCUUGAUGUAAGCAUUGGCGAUGAACUCGAAGGUAGGAUUGUCGUAGAGCUUUACAACGACGUCGUUCCCAAAACCGCCGAGAAUUUCCGAGCUCUUUGUACCGGCGAAAAAGGCAUCGGACCUCAUACCGGCGUCCCUCUUCAUUACAAGGGAUGUCGAUUUCAUCGUGUUGUAAAGAGUUUUAUGAUUCAAGGAGGAGACAUUUCAGCUGGGGAUGGUACUGGAGGGGAGUCUAUUUAUGGAUUAAAAUUCGAGGAUGAAAAUUUUGAGUUGAAACAUGAACGGAAAGGAAUGUUAUCAAUGGCUAAUAGUGGACCUAAUACUAAUGGGUCUCAGUUUUUUAUUACUACUACUAGGACUCCACAUUUAGAUGGGAAACAUGUAGUGUUUGGUAGAGUGAUCAAAGGUAUGGGUGUUGUUCGAUCCAUCGAACAUGUCAAUAACGAUGAUGAUGAUGAUGAACGCCCUUCCAAGGAUGUUAUUAUUGUUGAUUGUGGAGAAAUUCUUGAAGGGGCUGAUGAUGGAGUUUCGAAUUUUUAUAAAGACGGUGAUAGUUAUCCGGAUUGGCCUGCUGAUCUUGACCAUUGUCCUGAUGAACUUUCUUGGUGGACUGAUGCUGUUGACUCUAUUAAGUCUCUUGGAAAUGAACAUUUUAAGAAACAAGACUAUAAGAUGGCUCUCAGAAAGUACAGGAAAGCACAACGGUAUUUGGAUUUAUGCUGGGAGAAAGAUGGGGUUGAUGAAGAGAAAAGUUCAGCCUUGAGAAAGAUUAAGUCUCAGAUUUUCACAAACAGUUCUGCUUGUAAGUUGAAGCUUGGAGAUUUAAAGGGUGCUUUGUUGGACACUGAAUUUGCUAUGCGUGAUGAGGAUAAUGUCAAGGCUUUGUUUCGCCAAGGACAGGCCCAUAUGGCUCUUAACGACAUAGAUGCUGCGGUUAUAAGUUUCAAGAAGGCAUUAGAUCUGGAGCCUAAUGAUGCUGGAAUAAAGAGAGAGCUAGCAGCAGCAAAAAAGAAGAUUGCUGAUCGACGUGACCGGGAAAAGAAAGCCUUCUCUAAGAUGUUCCAAUAGCUCUCCUAUACUAUUUGGGUUGAUGCUGUUAGCGGGUUCAGGCAUGCUUUACAGGCUUCGCUCCAUCUUAAAUGAGCGACCUAAAGUUUGUGGUGAAAUGCUGUUGAAAACAUCGGGGUGCUGCCUGCAAAGUACAAAGCCUGAGCCAGGUUUGCUGAGGAAGUUCAGAAAUCAGAACUCUGCUUCAGUAAAGCCUUCGAGAGGGAAACGAGGGGAUGGGAGGAUGAAAGAGUUCAGUUCUUUUACAAAAAACAGUUAUACUGAAAAUGAAAUCUAUUUGUAAUUUUGCCUUUCCAUUUUAUUGAUGUGUGGUGGUGACUGUUACUGGUGAAUGGUGAUGCCCAUUCAUCCCGUUAAAUCUGGUGGAAUGAAAUUGGACUCAUUUUUUUCAAUUCAAUUUCUUUUCUUUGUU
Molecule: messenger RNA, 2070 nt
Organism: Chenopodium quinoa (quinoa)
Lineage: Eukaryota; Viridiplantae; Streptophyta; Magnoliopsida; Caryophyllales; Amaranthaceae
Product: peptidyl-prolyl cis-trans isomerase CYP40-like
Exons: 10
Coding region: 570-1658 (362 amino acids)
Biological process (GO): protein peptidyl-prolyl isomerization; protein folding
Molecular function (GO): peptidyl-prolyl cis-trans isomerase activity; protein binding
Source: RefSeq, a predicted model, not a curated record